AUGAAGAAAAUAGAGAGAAGGAAUAACAUAAACAAAACUAUAAAUUCAGACGACAAGAAAAUUAUUAUAAAUUAUAUGAAAGAAUGGAAUAAACGCGGAAAAAAUCCUAAAAAUCCUUUCGUACAGUUAAGCAAACAAUUAAAGAAUCGUUAUGAACCAAAAGCAAUUUGUAAUUAUUGGUGGAAUAUGCUUGAUCCACAUCUUGACCACGAACCUUUCACUCGUGACGAGAAAGAAUACAUUUAUAAAUGGGUUGAAAACCAUCAAAAAUCAAAUGGUGGCAACAUACAAUGGAAAUUUUUACAACCUGAAAUAGAAAAAGAAUUUGGAAAAUUUCGCUCAUUAAAUGGACUUAAAAAUAUAUGGAAUGUAAAAAAAAGACAACUUGAACGAACAAUUAAAGAUGAAGAAUCAAAAAAUUGA
Molecule: messenger RNA, 423 nt
Organism: Rhizophagus irregularis DAOM 181602=DAOM 197198
Lineage: Eukaryota; Fungi; Glomeromycota; Glomeromycetes; Glomerales; Glomeraceae
Source: RefSeq, a predicted model, not a curated record